Erigeron canadensis is the source of this 486-nucleotide messenger RNA. RefSeq names its product nuclear transcription factor Y subunit B-6-like. The record is from RefSeq and is a predicted model, not a curated record. NCBI's taxonomy places the organism in Eukaryota, Viridiplantae, Streptophyta, Magnoliopsida, Asterales, Asteraceae. Gene Ontology annotation, cellular component: CCAAT-binding factor complex; nucleus. Gene Ontology annotation, biological process: regulation of transcription by RNA polymerase II. The coding region runs from base 1 to 486 and encodes 161 amino acids. The transcript has a single exon. Gene Ontology annotation, molecular function: protein heterodimerization activity; DNA-binding transcription activator activity, RNA polymerase II-specific; RNA polymerase II cis-regulatory region sequence-specific DNA binding.
AUGAUACAACGACCACCAUUGCCCAACAAUAAUAGCCCAAUCAUUACACGUGAUAAUGAAUGCCUUGUUCGAGAACAAGACCGCUUGAUGCCAAUAGCAAAUGUGAUUCGUAUCAUGCGAAGAAUCCUCCCUCCUCACGCCAAGAUCUCAGAUGAUGCCAAAGAGACAGUCCAAGAAUGUGUUUCCGAGUACAUUAGUUUUGUUACAGGCGAAGCCAACGACAGAUGCCAACGCGAGCAAAGGAAGACCAUCACGGCUGAAGACAUCCUUUGGGCAAUGAGCAAAUUGGGAUUUGAUGAUUAUAUUGAACCCUUGACCAUUUACCUUCAUCGUUAUAGGGAGAUCUAUGGUGGUGAGCGUGGGUCGUUGUCUGUAAAGGGCACUGAGCCACAAGCCAACCUAUUUGGAAUUGAUGUUUUUCAAAUGGGUCAUCGUCUCUUUGACCAUACUACCCUUGCUGGCCUUGUAAAAGAUCCACCUAAUUAA